Molecule: messenger RNA, 1620 nt
Organism: Cooperia oncophora
Lineage: Eukaryota; Metazoa; Nematoda; Chromadorea; Rhabditida; Trichostrongylidae
Source: the annotation of a GenBank genome assembly
CUGGCUAGUUGUCUCGUUUGGUGCAAGAUUGCGAUUAGAGCGAGGGCUUGCGAACCAGUUCCCUUUGCUAGUCGUUGCCUUUUUACGAUCUCUUCACGAGCUGUUCUACUACUGUAUAUACAAGCUGUUUUGAUUAAAAUGUCGAAAGCUGACCUUGAGCAGAGAGCUUUUGCUAAAAUACCAGAGUACAUGUUGGAGCAGAACAGGCCUUACAGUGCCGUUGAUGUGUUCACGAAUCUCAGGCAGGAGUUCGGGAAAACGUUAGUUCUGAAAGUCCUAGAAUCAUCGGUUUCUUCUGGUGUUCUGAAAGACAAAGUGAUAGGAAAGCAGAAAAUCUUUUAUGCGAAUCAAGACAAACUUGAGAAGUACGAUGAAGCUGCUAUCGCUGAGUGUGAUUCAAAAAUAAACUCGCUUUCCGAGAAAGUAAAAAGCUUGGCUGCAAACAACAAGGAGAUUCAAAAUGAGUUGAGGGACCUAAGCAACGUUGAAACAACGUCGGAGCUGCGGACGAUAACCACCGAACUGAAGAAAAAUAUUGAAAAAAUGAAAGCUCGAAUAGCCAAAUUGGAAACCUCGAGGGAUCCAUCAACGGCUGAAGACGGUAAAAGAGCGCUUCAAAUGGAGCAGGCAAUUUCUAAAGCAGUGCAGAAACGGAAACGUCUUGCCACCGACAUGCUCAAUGCUAUAAUGGAGAGUUCGCCACUUCCCAAGCGUGAACUUCUGGUGGCUGCUUCGUUUUUCUUCUAUUGCGAUUUGCCGCUGUUUUCUUCCGAUAGCCACCCACUUGAGUUACAGAUACCUCUUCAGAUGGACACCGAAGGAGGCUUUCACAGCGUUUCUAGUAGUACAUAUAGAGAGCUCUCCGAAGAGGAGAAAGAGAAGUUACAAGAGCAGGAUGUUGUGAGCGCUUUCAAGCAAAGAAAGUUAGAAGCAGAAGCCCAGAAGAAUUGGGACAAGUUUUACCACCGGAAUCGGGAAAACUUUUUCAAAGAUCGAAACUGGAGUAGCCAGGAUUUGCAGGAGAUUUGCCACGACAUGGAUCUCAAGGGGCCCAUCGUCUUUCUAGAGGCUGGUUGUGGUGUUGGGAACAUGCUGUUCCCUCUUAAAACAGCCUUUCCAAAUUUCCAUCUUCAAGCAUUCGAUUUUUCACCACGUGCGGUUCAGAUGUGCUCAGAGAGAGCAAAACAGUUAGGUAUAGAACUAGAGACGUCGAUUGUUGAUCUUUCUAUACCUUCGGACAAGUCUGAUUUCGAAAAGCACGCUGAUAUUGCUACCCUUAUAUUUGUACUUUCGGCCAUCCAUCCUGAUAAGCAUGGAGACGCAGUGAGAAAUAUGCGAAAGUAUGUAAGAACCGGUGGUUCUGUCGUUGUGAGGGAUUACGGCGUAAACGAUUACGCAAUGAUUCGUUUUGGACGUGGUGCAAAGCUGGCCGAUCGGUUCUACGUGAGACAAGAUGGUACUCGAGCGUACUACUUCUAUAUAGAAGAACUGGAGAGAUUGUUUGAAGCGGAUGGUUGGAAAUGCGUUCUUAAGGAGUAUCUGCAUCGGCAAACGAUCAAUCAUCAGAAGCAGCUGAAUGUGCCAAGGAUCUUUGUGCAGGCUCGAUUUGUGAAACUGUAA